Myripristis murdjan (pinecone soldierfish) is the source of this 853-nucleotide messenger RNA. It is a transcript of the gene mtrfr, whose product is annotated as mitochondrial translation release factor in rescue. NCBI's taxonomy places the organism in Eukaryota, Metazoa, Chordata, Actinopteri, Holocentriformes, Holocentridae. Gene Ontology annotation, molecular function: translation release factor activity. The record is from RefSeq and is a predicted model, not a curated record. Gene Ontology annotation, biological process: translational termination. The transcript has 2 exons. Bases 182 to 688 code for a protein of 168 amino acids. Gene Ontology annotation, cellular component: mitochondrion.
AGAAGAAGACAAAAAAGAUCAACAAAACACUUUCCGUGUCAGAGAAGGGCAGAUGGUGGCGUUUUGUCUGGUUUGGUGACUGAAACCUCCUUGUGUGUGAAUAUCAUGCGGUUUGUCACGUCGCAUGUUUUCCACCGUGGCGCCGUAACAUCGCACCGUGUUUUGGAGUCGCUGCCUGAAGAUGUCUUUGCUUUUGCCGCUCAUCAGCCGUGUGUGCAGUGUGUCCAGGAGGGUGACAUGGCGAGGAUGUGACUGCGUCUGCCCGGUGCUGAGACCGCCUCCCGCCGGGCUGCCGUGUGUCCUGGCCGCGGGAAAGAGGAGCCUGCCGGAGCUCCCUGUCCUGAACGAGGACGAGCUGGAGGAGCAGUUUGUCAGAGGAUCCGGUCCUGGUGGUCAGGCCACCAAUAAAACCAGCAACUGUGUGGUGCUCAGGCACAUCCCAACUGGGAUUGUAGUAAAGUGCCAUCAGACCAGAUCUGUGGAUAUAAACCGAAAGCGGGCCCGGGACAUCAUGAGAGAGAAACUUGAUAUUGCAUAUAAAGGAGAAAACAGUGAAAUCCUCACAAGGAGGAAAGAGUCUGUACAGAAGAAACAAGAGAAGAGGAGGAAGGCGAAUGACAACCUGGAGAGAAAAAGACUGCUGAAGGAAGUGCUGGCAGACUCCAAAUCAGGCAGCGAUGUAGUUUGAAAUUAAUUUUAAAGAGUGCUGCAAAAUGAAGACAUGAAUAUAUGGAAAGCUACCCUUUUGCAUGUGUAAAUAAUUGUCUAUAAUGAGCUAACAUCCCUUUUCAUAUAUUGUCAGCACUGUAAGUAUGCAAGUAAAAAAAGUAAGUAAAGGUACUUAAAAUAACAA